GCUACCCCAGUCAGGGCGCGAGCCCUUGCGUGCACCUGCGCCCACGGUCCCCGCGCCCGCAGCCCGCUGCGCGCGCCGCUUCCUGAGCGCGCGGCGGCGGACCCGCCCUGCUGCUGGGCCCCAGGCGACAGCCGAAGUACAGGUGCCCUGGGUGCAGCUCGCCUCCCCUCUUCUUGCCGCCGCCGUCGGAGCAGGCCUCGCGUCCCUUGUCCCGCCUUCCGCUGCGGCCGCCUUCCCGCCGCGCCAAAUGCAGGCUGUCGCCCUCCCUGAGGAGAUCCGUUGGCUCCUGGAAGAUGCCGAGGACUUCCUGGCAGAGGGCUUGCGGAACGAGACCCUCAGUGCCGGUGCGCAGGACCAGAGAGACCACAUCCUCCGGGGCUUCCAGCAAAUCAGAUCCAGGUACUGCUGGGAUUUUCAGCCCCAAGGAGGAGACCUUGGCCAGGACAGCUCUGAUGACAACCUGAGUGGGACCCACGGUCCACCCCUCACCUCAGAUGCAUCCUUUUGGUCAGAUUAUCAGGAUGAGGGAGUGGAAAACAUCUUAAGAGGGGCCCAGGAGCUGGAUAACAUCAUCAAGCAGGGCUACUUGGAGAAGAAAAGCAAAGAUCACAGCUUCUUUGGGUCCGAGUGGCAGAAGCGAUGGUGUGUUGUCAGCAGAGGCCUCUUCCUCUACUAUGCCAAUGAGAAAAGCAAACAGCCCAAAGGGACCUUCUUCAUUAAGGGAUACAGUGUCCGCAUGGCCCCCCACCUGCGAAAAGACUCCAAGAAAGAAGCAUGCUUCGAGCUGACCUCCCAGGAUAGACGCAGCUACGAGUUUACAGCUCUUAAUCCAGCUGAAGCCAGAGACUGGGUGGAUCAAAUAAGUUUCUUGCUAAAAGAUCUGAGUUCCUCAACCAUUCCCUGUGAAGAGGAGGAGGAAGAAGAGGAGGAAGAGGAGAAGGAAGAGGAAGAAACGUACGAUGACAUUGAUGGUUUUGACUCCCCAAAGUCUGGUUCCCGGUGCAGGGCCGUGCCCCUGCCUGAGCCUACAGAGGAAGAAGAGGACAUUUAUGAAGUCCUACCAGAUGAAGGCCAUGAUUUAGAAGAGGAUGCCAGCGGCACUCAUGGAUGGCGAGUGGACUGUGCCAAUUAUUACCAGGGCCUAUGGGAUUGCCAUGGUGACCAGCCAGAUGAACUGUCCUUCCAACGAGGUGACCUCAUCCGCAUUCUGAGCAAGGAGUACAACAUGUAUGGCUGGUGGGUAGGAGAGCUGAACAGCAUCGUUGGGAUUGUUCCAAAGGACUACCUCACCGCCGCCUUUGAAACGGAAGAACGAUGAGGAAGCCCAGGGAACACACCCUUCUCUCCAUCCUGCCUUCCUGAAGAAACAUACCAUCAGGAAUUCCCAUCCUCUACGCGGCUGAACAGACCCAAAAUCCUGCCACUUUACAUGACUUUAAACCACCAAUAAAGCAAGUAGGAAGAGGACAGUUCGCCAGGUCUACUCCUGAAAGCAGCCAGCUCCUAGCUUAUAUUGCCCUCUGUAAGCCUUGUCCACGCACCCAUCUCUACCUUGUCUACAAGCUUGCAACAAAGAAGCCGACACUGACAGAAACCGCUUGCAACAAAGAAGCUGACACUGACAGAAACCGCGGGAGGAGGAAGUUGCUGGUGGCUCUCAAAGCACAAAUAAAGUUUAGAUGUUUCUUUUC
This is a messenger RNA of Alexandromys fortis (reed vole), 1691 nucleotides long. RefSeq names its product src kinase associated phosphoprotein 1 (gene Skap1). Gene Ontology annotation, molecular function: protein binding. Gene Ontology annotation, cellular component: plasma membrane; cytoplasm. The coding region runs from base 248 to 1318 and encodes 356 amino acids. The record is from RefSeq and is a predicted model, not a curated record. The transcript is spliced from 13 exons. Lineage: Eukaryota; Metazoa; Chordata; Mammalia; Rodentia; Cricetidae.